AUGUCCCAAUCAGUACCCUUUCAGAGAAGAUUCGAUAGGUUCACUUCAGAGUCUGAACUUGGGCCUAUGGAGUUCGAGAUGGCGCUGGAUAUAGAAGAGCAGGCGCGUAUAUCGGAGCAGAGACAGCACCAUCUGAAUGACAAUUGGGAUCAGAUGAACUGUGAUUUUGACAGCAAUGAGGGUAAUCAAAGCAAUAUGACUAUGAAUGAGGAGACCGCUAGCCCUCUAUCAGAAAAUAAUGCUUCGUACCUUUCAACAAGUGAGGCUAGCCGCCUAUUCCCGAAUCCAGAAUUCAAAUUCCCUCUAGAGCCAUAUCAUGUCGACUUCAAGGCAGCCGAUGACAUGGAUCCCAUGAAGAAACCUACUCAGUUGCAGUCGCCGUCUCGGUCCUGCAGUAGGAGGAACGACCAAUUAUACACCCACCACCGCUUCAUAUCUGAGGCGGAGAGCUACACAACACAUUGGGAGAACAGCAUCCUUUAUGACAAGGAUACUAACAAACGGGUAUCAACGCCAGGCUACUUCCAGUCACGUCCGAAGUACAAAUCACCGUACUUAGGGCCCGUGGGUUGGACGGUACCAUCGAAAUAUUAUAGUGCCACCACGAGAAGCUCACGAAGAGCCACGGAUGUCAUUACUACAUCUAGAGCCGAUGGUGGCUACGAUGACAUUGCAGCCGUCGAUCCAUGUUCAGGCUCCCGAAGAAAAAAUAUUCGGGAUAGAACUAGGGAGACGAUAUAUAACUGCCGUACGUCGCGGCCGUUCCUGAUCUAUCAGGACCCAGAGUGGAUGGAGCCUCCACGAGGGAUAACCGACCCAUAUUUCGAUAGUAUGGCGAGUGACGACAAGGAGAAUAAUGAGCCGGGCGAGCACGAAGCUGGAUAUGAUGCAGACGAAACUGGUGGCGAAUCUUUCAUGCAGUUGGAAGAUGAUGGCAAUGAUGCUGACGAAGAUGGGAUGGACGUUGGUGAUGAUACGGCGACCGUUAUCCUCUCUUCGCCAUCGAACAUGGCUAGGAGGAGUAGGGAGCUGCAAAGAUAUCGACACAGACGCAAUGACAGCUCCACGUCCUCCUCAUCGAUCCUUUGA
Molecule: messenger RNA, 1089 nt
Organism: Arthroderma uncinatum
Lineage: Eukaryota; Fungi; Ascomycota; Eurotiomycetes; Onygenales; Arthrodermataceae
Exons: 3
Coding region: 1-1089 (362 amino acids)
Source: RefSeq, a predicted model, not a curated record